Molecule: messenger RNA, 2516 nt
Organism: Quercus robur (English oak)
Lineage: Eukaryota; Viridiplantae; Streptophyta; Magnoliopsida; Fagales; Fagaceae
Product: heat shock 70 kDa protein, mitochondrial
Exons: 6
Coding region: 139-2181 (680 amino acids)
Biological process (GO): cellular response to unfolded protein; protein refolding
Cellular component (GO): mitochondrion; cytoplasm
Molecular function (GO): ATP binding; misfolded protein binding; ATP-dependent protein folding chaperone
Source: RefSeq, a predicted model, not a curated record
CUCAUAAAAUAAAAAGCCUCAAACUCAACACUCAGGGCUUUAACAAAAAUAAACGCACCGCAACGCAAAAACCCUAAACCCUAGAACUCUCCUUCAAACCCCUUCUCUCUCUCUCUCUCUCACAGAGGCGAUCAAGUUAUGGCCACCGCCGCCUUGCUCCGCUCUCUGCGACGUCGUGACGUCGCCUCCGCCUCUUUCUCCACCUACCGAUCUUUAACUAGCAAUGUUAAGCCAUCAUGGGCUCCCUCGCAACUGGGUCAGAGCUGGUCAAGUUUGACCAGAGCAUUCAGUUCUAAGCCUGCUGGGAAUGAUGUUAUUGGUAUUGACUUGGGUACGACCAACUCAUGUGUUGCUGUUAUGGAGGGAAAGAAUCCCAAAGUUAUUGAAAACUCUGAGGGAGCUCGGACCACACCAUCAGUGGUUGCCUUCAACCAGAAAGGAGAACUACUUGUUGGUACUCCGGCAAAACGUCAGGCUGUAACAAACCCCACAAACACCCUUUUUGGAACCAAGCGUCUAAUUGGCAGACGCUUUGAUGAUCCUCAAACACAGAAAGAAAUGAAGAUGGUUCCAUUCAAGAUAGUCAAGGCUCCAAACGGAGAUGCAUGGGUUGAAGCCAAUGGACAACAGUAUUCCCCAAGCCAAGUUGGGGCUUUUGUCUUGACUAAGAUGAAAGAAACGGCAGAGGCUUAUCUUGGAAAGUCAGUUUCAAAAGCUGUGAUCACUGUUCCAGCGUAUUUCAAUGAUGCUCAGAGACAGGCGACAAAAGAUGCUGGUAGAAUUGCAGGCCUUGAUGUACAGAGAAUUAUCAAUGAGCCUACUGCUGCUGCACUUUCCUAUGGAAUGAACAAUAAGGAGGGUCUCAUAGCAGUUUUUGAUCUUGGAGGUGGAACAUUCGAUGUUUCCAUUCUAGAGAUCUCUAAUGGUGUUUUUGAGGUGAAAGCAACAAAUGGAGACACCUUCUUGGGAGGAGAGGAUUUUGACAAUACCUUGUUGGACUUCUUGGUGAGUGAGUUCAAGAGAACCGAGGGGAUUGACCUUUCCAAAGACAGGCUUGCCUUGCAGAGGCUUCGUGAAGCAGCUGAGAAGGCUAAAAUAGAGCUCUCAUCCACCACUCAAACUGAUAUCAACCUGCCCUUCAUCACUGCUGAUUCUUCUGGUGCAAAACAUCUGAAUAUCACACUGACAAGAUCAAAAUUCGAAACCCUGGUGAAUGAUUUGAUCGAGAGGACUAGAGGCCCAUGUAAGAACUGUUUGAAGGAUGCCAACAUAACUGCAAAGGAGGUGGAUGAGGUACUUCUGGUUGGAGGGAUGACCCGUGUUCCAAAAGUACAGGGUGUUGUUUCAGAGAUUUUUGGAAAGACCCCAAGCAAAGGAGUAAAUCCUGAUGAAGCAGUUGCUAUGGGAGCUGCUAUCCAGGGUGGUAUUCUACGUGGUGAUGUCAAAGAAUUGCUUCUCUUGGAUGUCACGCCAUUGUCUCUUGGCAUUGAGACACUGGGUGGUAUAUUCACCAGGCUGAUCAACCGAAACACGACCAUUCCUACAAAGAAGAGUCAGGUGUUCUCUACAGCAGCUGACAACCAAACUCAGGUGGGUAUCAAGGUACUGCAAGGGGAGCGUGAAAUGGCUUCUGACAACAAGCUUCUUGGAGAGUUUGAGCUUAUGGGCCUUCCACCAGCCCCCAGAGGCAUGCCUCAGAUUGAAGUCACAUUUGACAUUGAUGCCAAUGGGAUUGUGACUGUCUCUGCCAAAGACAAGACCACUGGCAAGGAACAACAGAUUACCAUCCGUUCAUCUGGAGGGCUCUCUGAUGAUGAAAUUGAGAAGAUGGUUAAGGAAGCUGAGUUGCAUGCUUUGAAGGAUCAAGAAAGAAAAGCUCUGAUUGAUAUCAAAAACAGUGCAGAUACCACCAUCUACAGUGUUGAGAAAAGCUUGAAUGAGUACAAGGAUAAGAUUCCUGCUGAGGUUGCAAAAGAGAUUGAGGAUGCAAUUGCAGAUUUGAGGACGGCAACAGCUGGGGACAACAUUGACGAAAUUAAGGCAAAGGUUGAUGCUGCAAACAAAGCCGUAUCGAAGAUAGGGCAGCACAUGCAAGGUGGUUCUGGUGGUGGCUCGUCUUCUGGAGGUUCUCAGGGUGGUGACCAAGCUCCUGAGGCAGAAUAUGAAGAGGUGAAGAAGUGAGUGCUGAAGUUGUUAUUUGCGAUAGUUUCUUUUGAGUGGCUCUUUAUCACCAAAACUAAGAUGGAUAUCUUAUUCUUCAUUUGCUCUUUAGGACAUAAAAAGUUUCUAGCGGUUUUUGUAUCUAAAUGUGGGAGGUUGAAUGUCUUAGGAAGCCUUACUUUAUUUGGGCACAUGUAUGUGCACUUUUAAUACGUUGUUAACGAAAAUUUUUGCAGCGGCAGAAUUCUUGUUCAUUGCUAGUUAUGUGAUAUACAGCUUGGGACGUCUUGGCCUAAGAACCAAACUUAUUGUCCCGGGUUUCAAAUUUUCAAUAAAUUUAGAUGUUCUUAUCUACA